Lagenorhynchus albirostris (white-beaked dolphin) is the source of this 9099-nucleotide messenger RNA. RefSeq names its product ASXL transcriptional regulator 2 (gene ASXL2). Gene Ontology annotation, molecular function: peroxisome proliferator activated receptor binding; chromatin binding; DNA binding. The transcript is spliced from 13 exons. NCBI's taxonomy places the organism in Eukaryota, Metazoa, Chordata, Mammalia, Artiodactyla, Delphinidae. The record is from RefSeq and is a predicted model, not a curated record. Bases 220 to 4581 code for a protein of 1453 amino acids. Gene Ontology annotation, cellular component: PR-DUB complex. Gene Ontology annotation, biological process: animal organ morphogenesis; positive regulation of transcription by RNA polymerase II.
GCGGUAGCAGUGGUAACGGCAGCAGGAGGACCGGCCGCCCCAUAGACCGCCCCCCGCGCACCACCCCCGCCGCUUCCUCUGCUUGGGUGCUCCUCCGGCCUGACUUCCCCUUUCUCCCAUCUUUCCCGGCACCGCGGGAAAAACAGCGCAGGGCAGAGCAGGCAGGGAGGGCGGCCGCAGCCCGGACACGGGAGCCUCCCAGUCAGUUCAAGACCCGACAUGAGGGAAAAGGGCCGUAGGAAGAAGGGCAGGACCUGGGCGGAGGCCGCCAAGACGGUCUUAGAAAAAUAUCCCAAUACACCCAUGAGUCAUAAAGAAAUUCUUCAAGUUAUCCAGAGAGAAGGACUAAAAGAAAUCAGAAGUGGAACUUCCCCUCUUGCAUGCCUGAAUGCAAUGCUGCACACAAACUCCCGAGGUGAAGAGGGCAUCUUCUAUAAGGUUCCAGGUAGAAUGGGAGUGUAUACUUUGAAGAAAGAUGUGCCGGAUGGGGUGAAAGAGCUAUCAGAAGGUUCAGAAGAAAGCAGUGAUGGUCAGUCAGAUUCCCAGAGUUCUGAGAACAGCAGCAGCAGCAGUGAUGGUGGCAGCAACAAGGAGGGAAAAAAGAGCAGGUGGAAAAGGAAAGUAUCGUCUAGACUGUCACAACCAUCCUCUCCUCAGUCAGGCUGCCCAUCACCCACCAUUCCAGCAGGUAAAGUCAUUUCUCCAUCACAGAAGCACAGCAAGAAGGCACUAAAGCAGGCUCUAAAACAGCAACAGCAGAAGAAACAGCAGCAGCAGCAAUGCAGGCCAAGCAUGUCCAUCUCCUCCAACCAGCACCUCUCUCUGAAGACUGUCAAAGCAGCCAGUGACUCUGUACCUGCCAAACCUGCGAUAUGGGAAGGAAAGCAAUCUGACGGACAGUCAAGCAGCCCUCAGAACUCAAACUCUAGCUUUUCUUCUUCAGUUAAAGUGGAAAAUCCUUUGCUAGGCCUGGGAAAGAAGUCAUUCCAGAGGUCUGACAGGCUUCACACAAGGCAAAUGAAGAGGACUAAAUGUGCUGAAAUUGAUGUUGAGACACCAGACUCCAUUCUGGUUAAUACAAACCUACGAGCACUAAUCAACAAACACACCUUUUCAGUCCUUCCUGGAGAUUGCCAACAGCGACUGCUUCUACUACUUCCAGAGGUGGAUCGACAGGUUGGUCCAGAUGGUCUGAUGAAGUUAAAUGGCUCAGCCCUUAAUAAUGAGUUCUUCACUUCAGCAGCCCAAGGCUGGAAGGAAAGACUUUCAGAAGGUGAGUUUACACCUGAGAUGCAGGUGAGAAUUCGACAAGAGAUUGAGAAGGAGAAAAAAGUAGAGCCUUGGAAAGAACAAUUUUUUGAAAGCUACUAUGGUCAGAGUUCUGGCCUGAGCCUUGAAGAUUCAAAGAAAUUGACAGCUUCACCCAACGAUCCCAAAGUAAAGAAAACCCCAGCUGAGCAACCAAAAUCCAUGCUUCCUUCAGAGGCCUCUCCUGUCAAUAUAGUCUCAGUAAUUCCCCAGUUAGUGUCUAAAGAAGAAGUACUACAGCUGCCAUCACCAGUCAGAAAAGAAGAGCAUGAAAGCCAAGAUAAGAUGCAGCCAAAGUCCAAAUCCCCAGAGCCCCUGCUUUCCUCAGCUCCCAAUACAGAUGAGCUUAGCAGCGUCCCUCCCAUCAAGUGCCCAAAGGAUGAGGCUCUCUUGGAGCAAAAGCCAGUUGCCUCUGCUGAACAGAAGUCUGAGAAAGAGAGUCAUCUCACUACAACUUCAAAUUAUAAUAAAAAUGAAAGCCAAGAAGCUUUAGUUACAUCCCUGAGCAAACCCAAGAGCCCUGGGGUAGAAACAACAGUAGUGAAGCCCAUAGUAGAAGCAGGUCUACAGGAGACCACUAUGAAAGAGCCUCCAUCAGCUCUGGCUGAUCACAGCCCAGAAAACCUCAAGAGGAAACCUUCUGUCACCCAAGAAGAGGCCCCUACAAGCUGGGAGAAGAGACCACGUGUCACUGAGGAUCGCCAGCACCAGCAGCCAUUUCCAGUCUCCCCACAGCCCUUUCUCAGUAGAGGGGACAGGUUCCAGGUGCGGAAAGUACCACCUCUCAAGAUCCCGGUCUCCAGAAUCUCCCCCAUGCCGUUUCCUACAUCGCAGGUCUCUCCCAGGGCUCGUUUUCCAAUCUCCAUCACUAGUCCUAACAGAACAGGAGCCAGAACUCUCGCAGACAUCAAAGCAAAAGCCCAGCUGGUCAAAGCACAGAGGGCAGCAGCUGCUGCUGCAGCCGCAGCUGCCGCAGCCGCCUCAGUUGGAGGGACCAUUCCAGGACCUGGCCCAGGGGGUGGACAAGGUCCAGGAGAGGGGGCUGAAAGGAGAACUGCUAGAGGAGGGAGUCCAGACUCAAACAGAGUCAGUGAAACUGGAAAGGGCCCCACACUGGAACUGGCAGGAACUGGAAGCAGGGGAGGUACGAGAGAGCUUUUACCCUGUGGUCCAGAGACUCAGCCCCAAUCUGAGACCAAGACCCCAGGCCAGGCACAGUCUCACAGUGUCUCUGGAGCACAACUACAGCAAACCUCCUCAGUGCCUCCACCAUCUGCCAUCAGUGGAGCGUGCUCAAGUGUCCCGUCACCAGCCCACGCUAACACACCCCCACCAGCUUUAGGGAAAGUAAGUAAUGAAAAACUGAACCCCACCAGGGCGGCAGCCACGGUGGCCUCUCUUAGCCACCCACAAGGGCCCAGUAAUGGUAGGCAGGAGAAAGCACCUCCUACUCCAGCAGAUCCUGCUCUAAUCGCAGGUGCCUCACCUGUUCAUUUUGCAGUCGAUGGCACAGUUGAGCCCAAAGCAGGUUCUAGUAAGAAUACACCAAACCCUCCAGCCUCAGCAGAGAUAAGUGCUAGUGCUUCAGUGGACAUGACUCCCUCCCCUUUAACAUCUUUAUUAGCAACAGCCUCUUUAGAGAAGCUUCCUGUACCCCAGGUCGUUGUAACCAUAGCACCUACUGGAUCAGCUCCAUCCUCGAGCACUUUGCCAGCAGCUUCUAGCCUUAAGACCCCAGGAGCUUCUUCAAGUAUGAAUGGACCCAUUUCAAGGCCAAGCUCUAAUAUCCCUGCUAAUAAUCCUUUGGUAACUCAGCUGCUGCAAGGCAAAGAUGUUCCCCUGGAGCAAAUUCUGCCUAAACCUCUCACCAAAGUUGAAAUGAAAACUGUUCCACUAACUACAAAAGAGGAAAAGGGGAUGAUGAUAGGAGCACUCGCAGGUACCAGCAUAACAGAAAAUAGCACCAGAGAGGAAGUUAAUGAGAGACAGUCCCAUCCAGCUACACAGCAACUGGGUAAAAGUUUGCAAAGUAAGCAGCUCCCCCAGGUUCCAAGACCCCUUCAGCUCUUUUCAGGUAAGGAUCUAAGGGACGCUAGCAUUGACACACACCAAUACCAAGAAGGACUAAGUAAAGCAACCCAAGAUCAGAUCCUUCAGACACUCAUCCAAAGGGUUCGGAGGCAGAAUGUUCUCUCGUUUGUGCAGCCCUCCCAGUUCAACUUCACUCACUCAGGUUUCCAGUUAGAGGACAUCUCCACAAGCCAGAGGUUUAUGCUGGGUUUUGCUGGCAGAAGGACAUCCAAGCCUGCCAUGGCAGGUCACUACUUACUUAACAUUUCCACCUAUGGCCGGGGUUCAGAGAGCCUUAGGAGGACCCAUUCUGUAAACCCCGAAGACCGAUUUUGUCUAAGUAGCCCCACUGAGGCCUUGAAGAUGGGAUAUACAGAUUGUAAAAAUGCAGCAGGAGAUAGUAGCAGCGGUAAAGAAGAUGAUACUGAUGAGGAAAGUACUGGUGAUGAGCAAGAAUCUGUCAUGGUGAAGGAGGAGCCGCAGGCUUCCCAGAGUUCUGGCAAGUGUGAAGCAAGUUCAGGACCCCACAGUAGAGAAACCCUAUCCACCAGUGAUUGUUCAGCUAAAAAGAAUGUGAAGGCAGAGAUGCCAGUGCCUGAGCAAACCACUUUAAGCAAGGAAAAUUACCUGUUCACUAGAGGCCAAACAUUUGAUGAGAAGACCCUAGCCAGAGAUUUUAUUCAGGCAGCACAGAAGCAGAUGGCUCACGCAGUGAGAGGUAAGACCGUGCGGAGCAGCCCUGAGCUUUUCAAUUCUACUGCUCUUCCUCUGCCUGCAGACAGCCCUACCCAUCAGUCUCUACUCCUUCCACCACUGCAAACCCCAAAGCUGUAUGGAAGCCCCACACGGAUUGGGCCAAGCUACAGAGGCAUGAUCAACGUCUCCACCUCAUCAGACAUGGACCAUAACUCUGCUGUACCGGGGAUGCCUGACUGUAGCCAGGUAUCUAGCAAUGUCGGUGAUGUCAUGUCCUUUUCAGUGACUGUCACAACCAUCCCUGCUAGCCAAGCUAUGAAUCCCAGCAACCACAGCCAGACCAUUCCUGUUCAGGCCUUUCCUGAAGAGAACAGCAUAGAGGACACACCUUCGAAAUGUUACUGCCGAUUGAAAGCCAUGAUCAUGUGCAAGGGGUGUGGAGCCUUCUGCCACGAUGAUUGCAUUGGCCCCUCCAAACUGUGUGUCUCCUGCCUUGUCGUUCGGUAAUGAGACCGGGAGAACACACUGUACAGAAGGCAGGAAGCGGGGAAGGGUUGACAGAUGUGGUUUUUGAGUUCUUUUGGAAUCACAGAAAUAAACUAGGUUUCAGUUGUCUUAAGAGACAAGUGUUACUUAAUCAGGAAUACAGAGUACAGAUCUUACAUUUUAGAGGAAAAGCACCUUGUAAAGUAAGUCCAAGUCAAGACUUUGUGAAUUUGUGACAAGUUUGCACUUACAAAAUCAUGUAAAUAUGUCACAUCUUGUUUUAACAUUUUUCCAGGUGUUUAGGUAAUAAUGUAUUACUUUGACUUCAGAUUGAUGUUCCACUUCAUGUGACUUUGAAAAGUUUAAUGCCAUGCAUGGUGAAAGGAAGCGAUUUCCCUUCUGCCCUUUCUUAAGAGGCUAGGAAAAGAAAGGAGUGAGGGAAUGGUCUGAAGAAAUGACCACUCACGUUGAUUAUGUCUUCACCGCAGGCUUUACGUAGGUUAUUCAGCCUUCACAGGAUUUGGAUUCAGGGUUUACUCAGUCCCUUUACCUUAGAUGGAACCUUCUCAAGUUGAAAUUUUUGAUAAGGUAUUAAUUUCACAGGCAGUACUUGAGACUCUGAAAAUUCUGACUUGGUUCUUGGCUUCCAUAAACGAGUACUAUUGCCAGGCACUCUGCUUGCAGUUUGUGGAUCCCUGCUGUUCCCUAAUCCCACUCCCUUGCCCUGAAGCAGCGUGCAUGGUCCAUGAAAAGUUUGCCUCGCGGGGCCCCUUGGGUUACCAUCACCUGUGCAGGGCAGUAAUUCCAGCAAUAAUCUCCGAGGAUUUAGUCAUUCGUGGGAGCUUACAAACAAGUUUGAAAUACUAGUAUAAAAUUAACAGAAAAGUGUUAGUGAUAGGGUGAUUUGAACUGUGUGUUUUGUUGGGUAAGCAGAAUAAAGGUGCAGAAACUGUUGAACUGAACAUAAAGAACUUUGGAAAACAAUUUUAACACUAGAAACAAAGUAGCCCCUCUCAUCCUCUUCUCUCCCAACCUGUUAACUUAAUGUUCUACAGUUAGCUGUUGCUACAGGUAGAAAAACUCAUUAAUACCAGAUUUGACCAUUCUGUUAAAUCUGUUUUGACCUCCCAGGCAUCUGAGGAAUAUGAGGGUAAUCUUAUAUAUUACUCUGAACAUACACGUGUGCGUGCGCGCACACACACCGUAAAAGUCAGACACUUUUCCUGUUUUAGAAAACAUGUCCCCUUUCUUGGACUACUGCUCUCUACACACUAGAAAUUUCUAAUGUAAAGGGGCUUUAGUGAAUGACUUAGGAAACAUCUAGAAAGGAAAAGAAAUCAGCUGCAAAUUUUUGUUUUUGUUUAUUUUUUGUUUCCUUUAUGUUGAAUUCUGUCUCUAGUGACUAAAGAAUUUUUGAGUACAUACAUUUAGGUCAUGGUUAAAGAACAUUAAAAUAAAUCUACAAUUUACCAGAAUUCGGUCUUAAAAAGUUGGGGAUUGUCAAUGUGUAUCAUUUGCAUAUUGAUUUCAAAUCUCCUAAUUUCACGUAUGUAAAGGACAUACAUUAUUAGUGCAACCUAGUACAGUCAUAGUUGUACUUAAUAUUCAGGAUGUGAUAUAUACAAAAUGCAGAACAGUUUUUUGUUUGUUUGUUUGUUUUUUUGCGGUACACGGGUCUCUUGCUGUGGUGGCCUCUCCCGUUGCGGAGCACAGGCUCCGGACGCGCAGGCUCAGCGGCCAUGGCUCACGGGCCCAGCCGCUCCACGGCAUGUGGGAUCUUCCCGGACCAGGGCACGAACCCGUGUCCCCUGCAUCAGCAGGUGGGCUCUCAACCACUGCGCCACCAGGGAAGCCCCCUGCAGAACAGUUUAGACUCGUUAACUAAGUCACAUUCCAGAUUAGGGGCAAGUAGGCAGUAGUAAUCUUAGCUUUGCACCCAUUCUGCUACCCACCCCUCCCUACCUCACCUCCUGCAUUAUACAUACACUCUUUUAAUACUUUCAAACCCCAUAAGAAACUAUUUACUUCUAUUUUUUAUUUUUUGUUUCUGAGUUUUUUGUGGCCCAAAGCAAAUAUAGGAUUAAUAUCUGUGUUCUAGUUUCAACCAAGAUAAUUUGAUGUCCUUCUAACUUCCCUUUUUCUUCCAGCACACACAUAGCUAAGAGGUAAGAAAUCUGUAAGGAUCCAGGGAUAAGGAGGAAGUUCUCCAGCCAAUAACCAGUAGGAGUCAGAAACCAUGGUUCUGUUCCCAAACUUUCAGUGCCCUGGGUAAUCCCAGGGGGUGUUAAAAAGACCUAUUGCUAGUUAAAACUCUCCAUUCCCAGCUUCCUCACUCGCCACUUGAGUGGCAGGACUGAGGGGUGGUCUGCUGCCGGAAGUGGUUGACUGUUUCAGAACCGACCCCACGGUGAGCACGAGUUAACCAAUUUGGUUUUUCAAAAUGAUUUUUCUUCUUCACACCUUUCCUAUUCAUAGAAAGUCUCUCCUCCAUGGUUCUCUUAAUCUGAGGAUGGACAGACUAACCAGGAAAGGAGGAAAGGCAUCAGGGAUUUUCAAGUCCAUUUAGAGAGCAAACCAUAUCGUGCCUAUUCAUCUUGACCCAGGCUCUUGCAGAUAGGUCCUAAGCAUUACUAUUCAUCAGAUUCUCUUUACAGAUAAUACCCAGCUAAUAAAAUAUUCAAUAAAUCGUCAACUAGGUACACUGCCUCACUCUUGACUAAAUGAGAGAAUAGUUAGAGUCUCUUAGAUUGGUAGAAAAUUGAAUGCAAUCUAUUGGUUUCAAAACGGUUUCACAUAGAAGGUCAUUCAUCUUGUGCUGACUGAGCUGAGAAGAAAAAAGAAAAAUUACAAUCUGGCCCUUUUGAAAAUGAAGCAGUAGGAACAAGAAAACCUUUAAAUUAUUAGAAUAUGGUAUUCCAGUACCUUUAAAGCAGUUUUUAUCUUAGGUUUUCAGUUACUUUACCUUUCAAUUCAGUCUGAAAUGUUUCUAAUAAGUGCUAAGCUUAUUUUUAUGGUAUUAAGUUGCACUAUUUCCAGUGACUAGUCAGGCAUUAUGCCUGAUGCUUAUGCCUCCAGGGUAUGCUUCUCAAGCCUUCAGAUAACCUUCCACUUCAGGUCACCUUGGGGAGGUGGCAUUAACAAUAUAUCAUCUCAGUCUUACUUGGGAAUGUUCUAAGUUGUCUAGUAGAGAAGACUCCCUAAAUUUUAAAGAAUUUUUAUUAAAAUUCUCCAUCCUAUUAAACAGAAAAUAAAGCCAAAUAACCUGGAGUUGUUUGCCCUACAUAACCCCUGUGUUGAAGAUACUGAAGCUGUCUGUGGUACCCCAUGUAACAUCUUUAAGAAUAAGGUCUGGCAGAUGGGAAAUUUUUCUUGGGGCAGGGGAAGCAUACUUACAUGGGCUGGGAAGGCACACAGUGUAGACAUUUUAGGAGUUAUCACAGAUUUAAAUAGCCAAAGGAGGACGUCAUUGCCUUCCAGGUGAAGGCAUAAAUUGGUACAUUAAUAAUUGGACCGUUUACCAUCCUAAUUGCUCUUACUGCCUUUCUUCACCUAAGAGUCCUUAAAGAACUCUUGGGUGAAAUUAUUUGUUAUAAUGAGGGGGUCUUCUCUGGUCAUUACAUCACUCUUUGUUUCUAGAGCUCAUUGUCAGUAAGCAGUACCAGGGUUGUUUUCUCUGUGACCUACAGAUUUCACAGCAAGGAGAGAAAAGUCUCCCUGUUGCAUUACAACAAUGUGCUAAGUAAAAAAACUUGGCCAAGGGUAGUUUGCAGCUCAAUUUAUAGAAUAGUCCAAAGAGACUCCGAGAAACAUGAUGAUAGGCAGGGAUCUUUCCUACCGUGUUUCAAUACCUACAUAACCUAUUGAAAGAGGACAAUAGGUAAAGCAGUUCCUAAAGUUGGAAGUAAGACCUUCAUAGAUUCUUGGUUACUUAUUUUUUUUAAUGCUUUACAUUUGAUACAACUAUUAAAGAUCAAUUUUAAAAAUAGCUUUCCAGUAAUAUAUUUUAAGUAAUAUAUAUUUUAAUAUCUAUGUAAAAAGUGACAGUGGGAGACUUUGAAUUUCUCAUAUAAGGUAUGUUUGAUGUAGGGCCUCACUGUUAAGGCACAAAUUAUUUCAAAGGAAGUUACUCUAAAGACACUCAGAUUAUUUCCAAAAAAAUGCAAUAAGGGGAAGAGUUUUGGAGUUUAUUUUUUAUUUUAAAAGAAAAUUGACUUAUUUACCACAAGCUAUUUUUUUUUUCCUUCUGGCUAAAAGAUUUGUACAGACUGGUUUGGUAAAUGCUAAACUUUUGUGUCUUUUGCCUUUUUAAAGGAAUUGUUAACAUUGGAAUUGAGGGUAUGUACAGAGAAGUUGGUGUCAACACCAUUUAAAAAGUCAUAUUUUUUCACAAAUAUAGAAAAAUCAUUUUACAUAAGAAUUUUAAGUAUUUGCAAUAAAUAUAUGUAUAUAGAUUGUAUGUAUUCAUAUAUUCUUAUUUUUCAUUUUAUUAUUAAGUAAAAGAUAAUUAAAGUGGAAAUAAAAACCUUGGAGUUUUCGGUG